AUGCAGAAGGAGGAGAUGGUUCAGGCUGGGGAACUUAAUAAGAAGUAUGGGUUCACUACCGCUGAUUUUCCUCCUAAAGCUCCCGUCCCUGAGCAUGGGCGGUAUGGAGAUCUGGCGUCGAAGCAGAUCCCCAAGCUUUCAGCAAAGCAAGUUAAGCUUGCGAUGAAGCAGGAUGAGAAGUCAUAUGAUCAGACUCAUCAUGAGCUGAAGCUGGCUCAGGGAGCUUUGGCUGCCAUGGAGAAGGAUACUUUAAGGCACCACACGGUGGCGGAGAAAGGGGGUCUUCGCCCAGCCAAGGAGAUUGAAUGGGAUAAGGAGAAUAUGAUCAAGACCACUAGUGCCAAGAAGACAGUCGAUGCCCUGUCGUCACAGCUCAAGCAGAGAGAAUUGAAGCUCGACGCAGACGUCAACGAGAUGAUGGCUCUGCAAAAGAAGGCUGGCAAGUCGACCAUGGGUUGGCUGGGCUCGCACAUUCUCCACGGGCUGUCCGACCGGAGGAACGCUCCGACGAGUCAGCAGAUGCAUCUCUUGCACCGAACCAGCCCGCACGUCCAGACCAGGAGCACGCAGUUGAGGUCGCAGCAUGGUUCCCCGGAUCCAGCGCAGCGCGGGGCUGUCAGCUACAUUAAGGACCUCGCUAGUGCUGGGCUAUGUGGGAUGUUUGGGGUUGCUUGCUAAACGCUUGUAUUUUGAUUACAACUCGUUUGAUACAUCUGUCACUCCAGACCUUUUAGUUCGCCUCUAAUCCCUUCUUGUAAGCAUCGAAAUCGAAGAAGCACAUGAUCUUUCCAGUCACAUCGUCAAAGUCUGAAUCGCCCCCACAACUGUUACCCGAUGAGUACGCCGUCCAAUCGAACCCAGACUUAACCAACUUUGCAUUCGAGCAACAGGAUUUUUCGUCGUCAUCAUUCUCAUCACAGUUGCCGUACCAGUGCGCCCUGCGCUUUCCUGAUCCCAUGAUGCUGUAGCUUUGCGCCGUUGCAACAGGGCCAUCAAUGAUUCCCUUGUUCCCGUACUUAGCAAGCAUACAAAUAUUUCGAGCCUGAUUGGACCCCGUUCCAUGAUGAUUGUCAUCAAACGUCUUCCCUCCGAAACGGAGCCCGUCGUCAUUCGAAAGAAUAAAUCCUGCUUUCUCAUCGCAGUGCUUGCACAGUUUCUCGCACUUGCCACACAGGUUGUCCUUUACGCCCAGCGCGAAGCAAUUCUUCGUCUUCAAGUAGCACUGUCCUUCCGGCCACUCUCCGCUCGUCUUAACGUUGGCCACCUUGGGCGGACCGAUGCCAUUGAAACCGGCUUUUCCAGGAGGUCCAGGGGACCCGGGGGGGCCAGGUUUACCAGCCUGUCCCUUCUCACCUUCCGGUCCUCUCUUUCCUGGAGCCCCGUUCUUUCCUGAAGGGCCUGGAGCUCCCGGAGGU
This is a messenger RNA of Guillardia theta CCMP2712, 1415 nucleotides long. RefSeq lists its product as hypothetical. The record is from RefSeq and is a predicted model, not a curated record. The transcript has 5 exons. Lineage: Eukaryota; Cryptophyceae; Pyrenomonadales; Geminigeraceae. The coding region runs from base 1 to 678 and encodes 225 amino acids.